This is a messenger RNA of Lolium rigidum, 3367 nucleotides long. RefSeq lists its product as uncharacterized. Bases 1 to 324 code for a protein of 107 amino acids. The record is from RefSeq and is a predicted model, not a curated record. Lineage: Eukaryota; Viridiplantae; Streptophyta; Magnoliopsida; Poales; Poaceae. The transcript has a single exon.
AUGAGCAGGAGUGGCGGCGGCAGCGGGAGGCAACAACCCGAGGCCGCUUCUGCGGCCAUGCCCGUUCCGGGGCCCUGCGCCUCGACCCAUCGGGCGCUCGCCGAGUGCCACCGCCGCGCCUCCCGCGGCCCGCUGCAGCCGGAGGUGCUGUGCCGGCAUCUCAACCGGGCCCUGGCCGAGUGCGUGGUGACCAUGUGCUGCCCCGACCAGACCGAGGCCGUGCGCACGCUCUGCGGCAGCUCCGGCACCGCGCUCAAGCGCACCCAGUGCGAGCGCGCGCGCAUCGACCUCUCCCUCUGCCUCGAGGCUCAUCAAGAAGAAUGACCUGCACAAACCCCAGAACCAAUCUGAUCCGGUAUAUCUAUAGGUUUUUUUUGUUUGUUUCACGAUUUUCUGUCAGUUCACUGAAUUUUAUCAAUGUGGCCUAGUUCGGGAACACCCCUUUCUAUAUAGUGAGCGCAUAGAGUGUUGAAAUCGUGAUAGCUCUGUAGACAAGAUCUGUUUUUGUUUUAGGAUAGCUUCAAUUCCAAAGCAUGUGCUAUGAUCAUGAAUUACUAAUUACAUAUCAGAUGACAGUGUCCCUGCAGAAAAAAAAUCAGAUUACACUGGAUAAUAGAUUGGCAUGAUUCUGUCUUUUUGCCAAAAGAUGAAUCUAUCUUUCAUGUGCCCUUUUAUCCCUCUGUUUUCGCAUCAGCUCUAGCUAGUUUUCUCCAGGUAUUGUUGAUUACACUAUGUUAUUUGUAGGUUGAGGCGUGAACUCUUAGAUAGUUAGAUUGGUUCUUGUACCUUCAACAUAACUUGUUGUUGCAAAACCUUGUGCAGUGAAGCAUUCAUCUUCUCAUAUAAGCCAUGACAACAGGAGUGAACGUUGAUAUAUUUGUACUAUUGUAAAAGCUUAAAGGUCUAUAUAAGUUUACUUGACUCUAGUCUCAUGUAUCUUUUGAUGCUACAAGGAAAGAACAUGGAAACGUAUUUAUGGCGAAUUGAACAGUGAAAAUACAGCACAUGUCAAAAAACAGUGAAAAUACAGCAUUGAAGCAAAGUUUACUCUAGCCUUGAAAACCGGUUAACUAGUUGUUUUCCCACUAGGAAUGCUAAGGAUCUUGUAUCUUUUUUACCAAGUGUAUAUUCUCACUACCUAUAAAUAUCUUGUUUGUUUCGCAAAAAAGUAUCCUGUAUAAAUGUUUGUUUUGACAUUUUGCAUAAGUUUCAUUCCGCAUUCAGACAGGGUAGAACAAUUGUAAUCAAGGGCUCAAACAGUCUGCCGUGUAUUCUAGAGAAGAAAAAGUCCUCGCCCAUAGUAGGCGCAUUGUAGCUUCCUGCACUCAAGAUUGUUAGGGUCCUUGUGAGGGUAGUGAUGUUGCAGUUACCUAGAAAAUUGCUACAAAUGCAGCAGACAUUAGACUAUUAGAGGCAGAAAUAGUUCUAUGAGACAUCAAAAAAGUCAUUGCUGCAUUUUCUAUUCUCAGACGGACGAACAAGAAGUUUGAUUUUGUUGGCUGGUCAUGCACGUCUAUCAAUGAUUUCAUUGUAACAAAUGGCAUGCACUUCUAACGGGGGAUUUUACAAUUUGCCACACUUUUCUUUGCACUUCUAACAGGAGCGAAAGCCCGUUUCAAGUAGGAGUGUGUGCACGGUGCCUCUGUCUCGAUACCACUGUGAACUGUUAUGAAGGUUCAGGGUUUAUCGAAGGCGGGAAAAGAGCUUUUAGUUAAAUCAGUUCUGCAGGCCAUCCCUACCUAUUCGAUAGGCUGUUUUCAGUUGACAAAAGGGCAGUGUGACAAGCUGACAUCGAUCUCCUCGAGGUUUUGGCGGGGCGACGGUACUGACAAGAGAAAGGAUCUUUGGAUUAGCUGGGAACACAUAUGCUCGGCUAAGCGCAGUGGAGGAUUGGGAUUCCGUGAUUUCCAGGAUUUUAAUCAAGCUCUUCUUGCCGCGUGGAGGCUGACCACAUCCACAGAAUCCUUGUGGAGUCCUUCGCGGUAGAUAUUUGCCAGAGGGCGAUUUUAUGAAUGCCAAAUGUCUAAAAAGAGUGUCAUACACUUGGAAAAGUAUUUUGCAUGGAAGGGAUUUACUCAAGGAGGGCCUGGUGUGGAGUAGGAGAUGGUGAGAAGAUUGAUGUGUGGAAUCACAACUGGAUUCCUAGAUCAUCUCUACAGAGGCCGAUGGGGCAUAGGCCGGAUGCAGAAGUGGAGAAAGUGAAGCAUUUAUUGCUGCCUGGAGGUGCUGGGUGGGACAUUAGCAAACUGAAUGAUAUGUUCUUUGAGGCAGAUGUCAGUGCUAUUCUGAAAAUACCAGUAGGUCGGGCUGGAACUGAUGACUAUGUUGCUUGAAAUUACACCAAAACUGGGCAAUUCAGUGUUCGUUCGGCGUAUCACCUCAAACAGCACCUCAAGUGUAUGGCAGCAGGACGGCCGGGGUCUUCUUUGAACUGUACUGAACACCAAGGGUGGCUCUCUCUUUGGCUGCCAAUGUACCUAGCAAGGUUAAAGUUCACUGUUGGAGGCUGGCCAAGAACUGGUUAGCUGUUGGAGAGGAGCUGCGGAGAAGGAAUAUAAAACAGGGGGUGCGAUCUAUUGCAUGCAACAGGGAGAACUGAUCUUCCAUAGGUUUUGGUCCUGCCUGCACUCUUCUCGGAUCUGGGAGCUGCUUCGUGAGCGGACGUCGCUGUCCCUGGUUUCACCACGGAAUAAUUGCAGAUCGCAGGUGAGCUCCAAAGCUGGCUGCUGGGAUGCUUUGCUUCACUGAAAGAGAAGGAGCUGGGAGUGGUCAUGAUGGCCAUCUAGCACCUUUGGCUCGCAAGAAAUGAUGCCCCCGACGAACCUAUGUUUUAGGACCCUGACAGAACAUCGCCACGUGUUCUGGCUUUGUUGGAGGAGUGGCGUUCUCUGAAAACUCCUUCAUCUCGCCAGGAACCAAAGGAAGUGGAGCACUGGCUCCCGCCUGUCGCCUGACACUGGCUCGACACUGAAGAAGGCCACGGAGGUGGAGGUGUAAUCAUCAGAGAUCACCAUGGGGCACCUCUUGCUGGGGCUUGUCAUUUUUUCCCUCGGGUGACGGAUCCUGAGAGAGCUGAACUGCUAGCCUGCUGUCGCGAGGAAGAUGAGAGUUAGGAUCUGAGAGAUAUAUUGUGCAGGUAUUGUGGGCAAGCUAAGACAUGGAUCGGCUCAAGCCAUGGCCCUUUGGUCGAAGAAAUCAAGGCGCUGCUAAGCUGAGCUUGAGGCUUCUUCGGUUAAUCAUGUGCCUCGUGACACACAAGUUUGCGAAAGUAGGCUGCGUGAAUAAAUUAUGUAAUAGCUGGGUAGAGUCGUUUCCAGACUAUGUUAUGAACUUGUUGGCUCUUCAUAUGGGCGAGUAAUAAAGAUGC